Molecule: messenger RNA, 505 nt
Organism: Rubroshorea leprosula
Lineage: Eukaryota; Viridiplantae; Streptophyta; Magnoliopsida; Malvales; Dipterocarpaceae
Source: the annotation of a GenBank genome assembly
CGGAGCUCGGAGGGGCGAAGGAAGGCGAGAGAUCAACAGAAGAAAACGGCUUCCGAGGACCGCAAUCUUUGCAUUUUGAGCUCACCUUCUGUUGAUUCGAAGUGCGUGAUCUUCCAUGGCAUCCACCAGCAAGGUCAAUUUCUAUGAGGAAGAAGAAGAGGACGAAGAAGAGGAACUUGAACACUUUGAUGAUUUCACUCUAGCUUCGUCGUGGGAAAGGUUCAUAUCGGACAUAGAGGCAACUUGUCGACAAUGGUUGGCAGAUGGUCCGAAAAAUCUGCUGGUAAUCAUUCCUGCGUUCAUCGGAAAACUUGUUUGUCAUCAUUAAUGUUGGAAUUCCUCAACAUGUUAUGAUUCUCUGUAACUAUUCAUAUUUUUGAUUCUGGAUCUGCUGAUACUGAUGGAUAUAUUUUUUUAUUCUUUUUUUUUUUCUUUUAAAAAAAAUCUUGCGAAAGCAAGCUGGUACAGCUUUUUUUUUUUUUUUUAAUAAUAAUUAUUAAUAGAG